AUGAAGCCACUACAUCCCCGCACAGUCGUUCUAGAUGGCUUCAGACUCAGCGAGAUCAGGAAGCGCCUGCAUGAUGGUACCGAUGCCGCCCUUCAGGUGGCACUGAAAGCUCUUACCCGGCAGGCUGAUGAGUGGCUGACUCAAGGCCCCUGGUCUGUCACCACGAAAAAGAAAACCCCACCAAGCGGCGACAUACAUGACUACACCAGUCAGGCCCCCUACUGGUGGCCCUCACAGGGCUCACCGGAUGGCAAGCCGUAUGUCAAUCGCGAUGGAAAGAAGAAUCCUGAAGUUCUCAACUAUACGGACCGUGUGUAUUGGGAGAAGGUCUUCUCCUCCUCCACAGUCCUAGCCUUGGCCUGGUACUAUACACAGAAUGAAGCAUACGCCCGCCAUGCUGGUGAGAUUUUGCGCACAUGGUUCAUCGCGCCUGAGACUCGCAUGAAUCCAAACCUCAACCAUGCCCAGCUCAUCCCCCAUGCCAAUACGGGUCGCUUCAUCGGCAUCAUCGACUUUUCCCAGGCUUACACCAGCGUUUUAGAUGCUGCUGCUCUUCUAGCUACCGGAAAUAUUGGAGCACAAGGGCCUAGUGAAAUCUCAACACGGGCACCCGGCUGGACUGAUGCCGAUGUUGAGGCAUUCCGGUCGUGGAAUCUCGACUUCCUCUCCUGGCUAGCUGACAGCACAUUCGGCCGAGAAGAGCGUUCCCAGCGCAACAACCACGGCAGCUUUGCAGCCAUGCAGAUUGCCGCUAUAGCACUCUUCGUUGGUGAUUAUGACCGCGCCCGUAAAGAGGUGCUCGACACGCGCACCCAUCUCCUCAGCACCAUUUCUUCUGACGGAUCCCAGCCCGAAGAGCUCCGCCGCACUCGCAGCUGGCACUACUCAACCUUCAACCUUCUCGCGCUGACACGCCUAGCCUGCGUGGGGCAACAUGUUGGGGUCGAUUUGUGGAAGUUCACUGGUUCAGGUGGGGAGGGGAGCAUUGCCAGUGCAGUGGACUUCAUAAUACCGGCAGCGACAGACAGCGAAGUCUGGGCAUUCCCUGAAUUGGGCUUCAAGGCGUAUGCGGCGGCGGAUAUAAUCCGGACGGCGGCGAACGCGGGUCAUCGAAGAGCGAAACAGGUCUCGAGUAGGAUACAGAUGCCUCCUGCUGGUGAUCUGUGGCCGCUGAGACCGGCUCCAGAGCAACUUGAUGCGGUUAAAGUUGAUGAGCACUCUAUCUGA
Molecule: messenger RNA, 1227 nt
Organism: Penicillium odoratum
Lineage: Eukaryota; Fungi; Ascomycota; Eurotiomycetes; Eurotiales; Aspergillaceae
Product: alginate lyase family protein
Exons: 1
Coding region: 1-1227 (408 amino acids)
Cellular component (GO): periplasmic space
Molecular function (GO): lyase activity
Source: RefSeq, a predicted model, not a curated record